Molecule: messenger RNA, 1146 nt
Organism: Dentiscutata erythropus
Lineage: Eukaryota; Fungi; Glomeromycota; Glomeromycetes; Diversisporales; Gigasporaceae
Source: the annotation of a GenBank genome assembly
AUGAGUGGUAAAAAAAAUACAAGCAAUGUUUCCUCAAAAAAAACAAAAAACAGUAAUUCUACCUCUAUCGAGGCAGAUAAAGCAGAAGAACCAGUUAUUAAUCAAGCGAAAGCUGUUUUCGGGAGGAUGCUGCGUGGCAGCAGUUCUAAGGCAAACAAAACGCCACCAGGAAACGAAGGUUCUAAAUCAACCAAAACAUUAUUGGUGGCGCAAAGGCCUAAAUUAACCAAAGCUGUUGAAAUUUCAGAUGAUGAUGAGCAGAAUGAGUUAUCUUCACCACUGGUUCAACCGCCCACAAAAGGGCAGAAAGCUCUCUCAUCUGCCAACGAGGAAGAGGAAUCCGAUGAUGAGGAAAUGUCACACGCAUCUCGAUUACCCCAAGACUCUGGGAACACAUGUGAUUCUUCAUCUAUGAGCUUGGUUAGACAAGAGUCUACUCGCGCGGAAUUGACGGCCCAUGAUUUUAAUUAUGCUGUGAAUUUUUUGGACCAAAAAAUCAAUUCAUUAAAAGCAUACAAGGAAGUCACAAAGCAACUAAUUCCAGCAACUCUAUACCCUUCCCCUAAAGAAUAUAGAGUUGCAUUGGAAAGAUAUUUGGAAGAACAUGCGGAUCAUUUUAUUAAUACUAUUGGGAGGAGUGCUUGGAUCUCGUAUUUCAAUGAGAAACUUUUACAUGAACUCAAAAAUAAAUGCCGAAAUAAAAGAAAUGACAUAGCCUCCACUAUUAGAAAUGCCACUUUCACCGUUUUAAAUAUUGGAAGAGUAGAUAACAAUAUAUCUGCCACAAAGCUUUCUGAGUGGAAGGCCUCAAAAGAAACUUGUAAUGCUUACAAUUCCCUUUUUGAAAAUGAUGAAUUAAUCACCUCAAUUUGCCUUUUAGCAUUCAAGCAAUUCCGUGGUAAUAGCCUUCCACCAAUACACUGCGCGUACACGAUGGCAAUCUUGGAUAUUCUUUUAAACCCUACGAGUUCUAGUAUAAGAUGCACCAACAAAGCAAUCGCACGGAGAGUUCAUGUCCUAAUGGAAGCAUAUGAGAAAGAGCAAUCUGUCUCCCAAGAGCAGCUUGCAGAAAUCGCUUGCGUAGAAGAAGCAAUCGAAACCGCUAAAAGAACAAAAAAAAAAUCAAAAGCUGACUCCGCCGAAGAA